This is a messenger RNA of Zea mays, 962 nucleotides long. RefSeq lists its product as uncharacterized. The annotation marks the transcript as partial. The record is from RefSeq and is a predicted model, not a curated record. The transcript has a single exon. Lineage: Eukaryota; Viridiplantae; Streptophyta; Magnoliopsida; Poales; Poaceae.
CGACUCCACGUCGGGGACGCCCAGCUGGGCUACCGCUUCGAGCUGGUGCCCGACCACAACAACAACAUCACCGGCUCGGGCGUGUGCGUGGCCGAGUCCGGCAUCCCGGUGGCCCGCGGCGGGCGGUUCGCCAUCGACCUGACCACGGUCGGAUCCCCCCGGCGGGGCAGCGGCGAGUUAGGCCACGCGCUCUGGCCCCCGGGCGGCUUCGUGAUGUCGGCCGCCGUGCAGGGGGAGGGCCGGCGCGGCAGGCCCUCCGUGGAGAUCGGCGUGGCGCACGUCGGGAGCGCUGAGGACGUCGCCGCGUUCGUCGCUCUGGCGGUCGUCGUCGACCUCAACAUGGACGUGUGUCGGCUCUUCUCCUGCAAGCUGCGCCGAGAGCUGUCGACGUGAACGGCGAGGGGGGAGGGAGAUUGGGUGGUGAUCGGACGAACUUGUUUUCGUUGUUUGUCUGUAAUCCCGCUGAGUACGGGUGUGUUGUUCGUCUUCUAGGUGCCUUUUGUAGCCUAGAAGAAGCCAUAAAACUAGGGUCUAGGGUGAGCGAGGCGAGGUGGUGUUGCUGGUGUUUUUUUUUUGGAUUCCCAGCCUCUCUGCAUCGUGCUCGACUAUUGUGUUGUUUCUCGAAAUGCUCGACUGUUGUGUGUUUUCUGAUUUGUUUCCUUGGGUGUUGCUGCUCUACACCAGUUGCUCAACAAAUAGCGGAACAAAGCGUUGUUUGACGCUCUAGAGAAGGUUAAAUCCGGUAAAUUUAGUUGCAUUACUUUCUACUACAAAACUUCAGUCACUGUUGUCGUACGUAGGUGAAGUUGAAUUUGACGCAUUUUUUAUUUCCCUGUGCAUGACAGAGCUGAUGACAAUGGGGUAUAUCAUUGUCGUUGACCGUGACGGGAAGGUGCAUAGCACACAUAUGCAUCCUAAAGGCAGCCUCAAACGCCAUGAUAUCAUGUCGUCAGUCCAGACGC